UAAAUUGUUGGGAAUUGGCGUGUACCUGUGAAAAUGUAUAAAAUGUUUGUGAGGAAUCUAGAAACAAGUGCACAGAGAGAAUGUGAGUAUGUGACUGUUGUGUAGUGGAAAGGCUAUCCGCAGACUGCAGCGGUGAGAUAGAGAGAGAGAGGUUAACUGGCGGCGUUUCCGAUACAUUCUGUGGGUUGCGUUGCAGGUAGUUGCAGUUACCGGCGGCGACGGCCAUGGAAGCCACCCAUUUCACUUCCUCUUCUUUUGUCUCUCAACACCAUGGCUCUACCAGAAGAAGACCCUUCGUAUUCAACCGCAACCAUAUCUGUUACGGUUAUUGCCCUCGCUUUCUGCGCCAAGCGCAAAGCCUCUCAUCGCCUCUCAUAACCCUUCGCGCCAAACACUCUUCACUCACCUCCGAACAACAACACCAGCAAAACGCCGACGAGGAUCAUCAGCUCCACCCCAACCCCUCCGUUAAGUUGCCGCUCGAUCAAAAUGGAAAACUCCCGGAUGUGGAUGUCAAACGAGAGCUUCUAUUGUUGUCUCUGCCUGCCCUUGCCGGUCAGGCGAUUGACCCCUUGUCGCAGUUGAUGGAAACCGCCUACAUUGGUCGACUCGGCACUGUCGAAUUGGCUUCUGCGGGCGUUUCCGUAUCCAUCUUUAACAUCAUUUCUAAGCUUUUUAACAUUCCUCUUCUCAGCGUUGCCACUUCCUUUGUUGCCGAGGACAUGGCCAAGGCUGCCUCUACUCAGCAUUCUGAUUCAGAUCAGGGUGCUACAGAAAAUACUGGCAAUGGUAAACCUUUCAAAGCAGUUCCCCAGAGAAAACAGCUAUCCUCUGUCUCCACUGCUUUGCUUUUAGCACUCGGCCUUGGCAUUUUUGAGGCUUUGGCUUUGUCCCUGGGAUCUGGAGCAUUUCUAAAUUUAAUCGGUGUAUCAACGCAAAAUCCAACUUAUGCUCCUGCACGGCACUUUCUCUCUUUAAGAGCUGUUGGUGCUCCUGCAGUUGUACUUUCUUUGGCUCUUCAAGGCAUUUUCCGUGGUUUUAAGGAUACGAAAACUCCUGUUAUAUGUCUAGGCAAGUGAUUGACACUUCAAGUUUGUGUUUCUUUGUUAA
Messenger RNA from Vigna umbellata (rice bean), 1110 nucleotides. Lineage: Eukaryota; Viridiplantae; Streptophyta; Magnoliopsida; Fabales; Fabaceae. The record is from RefSeq and is a predicted model, not a curated record.